Molecule: messenger RNA, 711 nt
Organism: Vigna unguiculata (cowpea)
Lineage: Eukaryota; Viridiplantae; Streptophyta; Magnoliopsida; Fabales; Fabaceae
Molecular function (GO): nucleic acid binding; zinc ion binding
Source: RefSeq, a predicted model, not a curated record
AUGGAGGGUUACCGCCAGUGCAACAACUGUGGCAAGGAAUGCCACUUUGGGAAGGAUUGCCCCAACCUUGCUAGGGCAACGACACGUCCUCAAGUUCAGACUCCUCACCAGCAUCAACGGAGGGACAAAGGCAACAAGCCUCAUGCGACGGGCAAAGUCUAUGCCAUGUCAGGAGCGGAGGCUGCAGACUUAGGUCUGCGGGUGCGCAAGCUGCAGUGUGAGCUUGUGGUAUCUACUCCAGCGUCGGGUCUGGUCAGGACGUCGUCCUUGUGUGCUUGGUGUCCGGUGGAGGUAGAGGGACGCAGGUACAAAGUAAAUCUGAUCUGGCUACCUUUGCAGGAGUUAGAGGUGAUCUUGGGGAUGGAUUGGCUCUUUGCCAAUCGCAUUCUUAUAGAUUGUCGAGAGAAGAAGUUGCUUUUCCCCAACUCAGAGGAACUUGAGUUGUUAACAUCUCAAGGAGUUGUGAAGGAACUACAAGGGGGUGCAAAGUGUAACAUAAUCUUCACACAUCUGGAGGUGGAGAAAGAGGAGAGGACGUCAGUUAUACCAAUCGUGCAUGAGUUGGAGGAUGUAUUUCCGGAUGAAGUGCUAGGGUUGCCUCCCCAUAGAGAGGUGGAGUUCUUUAUCGAUUUAGUACCAGGAACCGGCCGAGUAUCGAUGGCUCCAUACUAUGGCUCCGGCGGAGUUGGUGGAACUCAAGAAACAGAUUGA